Zeugodacus cucurbitae (melon fly) is the source of this 1099-nucleotide messenger RNA. It is a transcript of the gene CycC, whose product is annotated as cyclin-C. Gene Ontology annotation, cellular component: mediator complex; nucleus. The transcript has 3 exons. Gene Ontology annotation, biological process: positive regulation of transcription by RNA polymerase II. The record is from RefSeq and is a predicted model, not a curated record. Lineage: Eukaryota; Metazoa; Arthropoda; Insecta; Diptera; Tephritidae. Bases 160 to 963 code for a protein of 267 amino acids. Gene Ontology annotation, molecular function: cyclin-dependent protein serine/threonine kinase regulator activity.
UGCUUUUCACUUGUUCUUCCACUUUCUUCGACGACAACAAAACAAAUUUGACAUUUGUACACUCGAGCAGGAUUUUUCUACACGAAUUUAAAAGAGUUUAUAGUGAAUGAAGUUUUUGAAAAAUUCUGCUGAACGGGUACUGGAAUACGAUUGCUUGAAAUGGCUGGGAAUUUCUGGCAGAGUUCUCACUCGCAGCAGUGGAUACUAGAUCGGCAGGACCUCAUACGCGAGAGACAAUAUGAUCUGCAAGUGCUUAGUGAGGAUGAGUAUCAAAAGAUAUUCAUUUUCUUCGCUAACGUCAUACAAGUACUGGGCGAACAAUUGAAGCUACGGCAACAGGUUAUUGCUACAGCGACUGUUUACUUCAAACGAUUCUAUGCACGAAACUCUCUAAAAAACAUCGAUCCAUUAUUGUUGGCUCCUACGUGCAUAUUGCUCGCUUCUAAGGUAGAGGAAUUCGGGGUUAUAUCAAAUUCCCGUUUAAUCACUAUUUGUCAGUCUGUGAUCAAAUCGAAAUUCAGCUACGCCUAUACACAAGAGUUCCCUUAUCGGACAAAUCAUGUUUUGGAGUGCGAAUUCUAUUUGCUUGAAAACUUGGACUGCUGUUUAAUUGUCUAUCAACCAUAUCGUCCACUACUGCAAUUAGUACAAGAUAUGGGACAGGAGGAGCAAUUGCUAACUCUAAGCUGGCGCAUAGUCAAUGAUUCUUUGCGUACAGAUGUAUGCUUGCUAUAUCCUCCGUACCAGAUUGCGAUCGCGUGUUUACAAAUUGCUUGCGUUAUACUGCAAAAGGACUCUAUGAAGACCUGGUUUGCCGAACUCAAUGUGGACUUGGAAAAAGUGCAAGAAAUUGUGCGUGCAAUUGUAAAUCUUUACGAACUCUGGAAGGAUUGGAAAGAAAAAGACGAAAUACAAAUGCUUUUGAGUAAAAUUCCAAAACCGAAACCUGCGCCUCAACGAUAACUUACAGGCCGAGAGCAGUGAAUUCCGAUUCUAACUUUUUUAAUAAUAUACAAUUUAAGUAAUUGUGUUUCUAUAAGUGAAAAAUGUAUUCUGGUAAUUAUUUAUAUUAAACAUUUAUAUAGUGUAUAAACUCAAA